AUGGAAAAGACGUCGUCAUACUCCAACGCGGAAACCAGCAUCCAAGCGAAGACUACAACUGGAUCCAGCACAGCGGUUCAAAUCUCCAUGCACAGGCUCUCGAUCUUCACGAAACGCGUCCAUAACAAAUGCCACAUUGACGCAGGAUCUCUUACAGGAUGCUACUCCUGCUUCCAAGGAGCACGUGCCCAAAUAUCCUGCACAUCAACUCUAUCUGAAGAAACCGCCGAAAUUCACUGCGACAACCAGACUCAACUCGUCAAGUGCUCACCUUACGGAGUAAUUUCCAACGCAACCUUCCAUUUCUCAACUUCGUCCAUUAACAUCAAUUGCUCGGUAUUUUGCCCUGCAGGACAGUCAACAGUCACUCUUCGGGAACACUGGACUUACGUCAACGAACCGAUUCUUCAACGGACGUCGCUUCAACAUUUGGACACAUAUCGCGCAACAUCUACAGGAUUUUCUAUAAAAGACAUCCCAACCACAAUCUCUAAUUGGUUCACUUCAUUGACUGAUGUGUUCAAAUAUUGGAAAACUAUUCUACUCGUGCUCAUUGUAUUAAUCGUAAUUUUCAAACUACUUCGCUUAUUUCGGAAACGUUCAAUUGAGGCCACCUUCAUUAAAAAGAAACGAUAA
Cooperia oncophora is the source of this 636-nucleotide messenger RNA. Lineage: Eukaryota; Metazoa; Nematoda; Chromadorea; Rhabditida; Trichostrongylidae. The record is from the annotation of a GenBank genome assembly.